ACCCUUCUGGCCGGCCAAUUGGAGGGGGUUUGGAUUGUGACGUGAUGGGAUUCUGCGAAAUUGUUACUGAGCAAGAGAAUGCCGGAACAGUGAGGACCGGCUGGAGAGGGGGGAGUGGAUCGGGCUGUGCACGGGGGCAAAAGUAUCUCUUAGACCUAGAUUUUUUUUCUGCUAUCUCCAAACGCUUUUUUUGCUUGGUUUGGGUGAAUGCGUUGAGAAAUCUAACGAAGAAAAUUGGGCACCCGGGAAUUGCGGAGCCCCCUUCUGCAUUUUUUUUUUAAAAGCUGUCACCCCUCCCGGAACGCCUUGGUUUUUUUUUUUCCACUAGAAAUCAUAACUUGAAAUCGCCACGUGUGGCAUCUUUCCAAGACAGCCUUAUUAUUAGAGAGUCCGUUGCGCUUGUCUAUUGGGAUUGAUUGGAAAGCUGGAGGGGCCCACUAGUCCCAGGUAAGGGAGGGCUUUGGGAGAGUGAGAAAGCCCCCCACGGUAGCCCCGGAUUGUGGAUGCUGCGUUUGGAGUCACUGGUUGUUACGUAAAGAUGAGGGGUUGAGGUCGACUUCUUGCGCGGAUUCCAAAGCGCACGGCUCUCUCCUCCCCGCCCCCUUGGCUCCGCGAUCUCGCUCGUCGGGGGAGAGAGGACGAGCUGAUUGAUCGUAGGGGAAAAAGAGGGGGAAAAUAAUAAAGCAAAUAAUAAUAAUAAUAACCAGCAAGCAAACUCCAGGAGGUACGACAGGAGGGGGGUGGAAAGUUGGUGCCGCUGGACUUGGGUACCUCCUGCUCCUCCCUGCGCCCUCUGGCCCGCACCAUGUCCGCAGCCGCCUACAUGGACUUCGUGGCUGCUCAGUGCCUGGUUUCUAUUUCCAACCGCGCUGCGGAGCCGGAGCACGGGGCCGCCGAGGCGGAGAGGCUGAGGAUGCCCGAGCGAGAGGGGACGAAGGAGCACGGUGACCCCGGGGAUACAUGGAAGGACUACUGCACUCUGGUCACUAUCGCCAAAAGCUUGUUGGACCUGAACAAAUACCGACCCUUGGCGACCCCUUCCCUCUGCAGUGACAGUAUCGAAAGCCCCGAUGAAGACCUGGGAUCCGACAGCGACGUGACCACCGAAUCUGGGUCGAGCCCUUCCCACAGCCCCGAGGAGAGACAGGAUUCUGGUGGGGUGCCCGGCUCUCUCUCCCUCCUCCACCCUGGAGUGUCUGCAAAGGGGAAACUAGCCUCUGAAAAGAGACACAAGUGUCCAUACAGUGGAUGUGGCAAAGUCUAUGGAAAAUCCUCCCAUCUAAAAGCCCAUUACAGAGUGCAUACAGGUGAGCGACCCUUUCCUUGCACGUGGCCAGACUGCCUUAAAAAGUUCUCCCGCUCAGACGAGCUGACCCGCCACUACAGAACCCACACCGGUGAAAAGCAGUUCCGGUGUCCUCUGUGUGAAAAGCGCUUCAUGAGGAGUGACCAUCUGACCAAGCAUGCCCGGCGUCACACUGAGUUCCACCCCAGUAUGAUCAAGCGAUCUAAAAAGUCCCUUGCAAAUCCUUUGUGAGACCUGGAUGUACCAGGGGAGGUCAGGACAGCGAAAAAGACAAAAAAAAGAAAGAAGGAAAGAAAGAAAGGAAAGAAAGAAAGAAAGAAAGAAAAAAGACCCUUAGAGGCAAACAGACAAAUGGGGAAAAAAAACACAAGCCCCAGAAGUGGCCCACUUUUCAGCACAGGAAGGCAAUUGCUGUACAGUCAACAUUCAGAGGUUUCUCUCCUUGCAUUUUUUUUAAGCACAUAUACCUGAGGUUGCAGAGUCAACAGUCUUAAACCAUCUCUGAUUAAGGCGGGAGAGCAGAUGCAUUGGGGGGGGGGGGAGGGAGAGGGAGGGAUUGAGAGGGUGGGCUCAGGGGAAAGGGGUAGUAAUUUAAGGAAUCAAAACACUGGUGUACAUAUGUUUGACUGGGUGAGUCGACCUGUGGUGAUCACAUAGUGAUUCCAGGGCCAUUCUGCUUGCUAUCUCUCUCAGAAUUUUGUUUUCGUUUUCCUUUUUGAUGUAUACGCUGAGUGUGCUUAAAUUUCCUUAGCAAGACCACUCUCUGAAUCACGUUAAUUUAGGAAAUAAAAAUGGAUAACACAGCCUUCUCUUACGGAAGCAAGAUCACAUCUACUACAGCAUGAUCACCCCUCAAAAGACUGGAAAACAGAGACAACUCCUAGGCGGUGGGUAUGCAGACAUUCAACUUCCACUAAGCUAAAGACAAACCUUUCUCUCAUAGGUUAUGCUAAGUUCAACCCCUUUACAACUUUCUUUAUAUGAAUUCUUCUUUUUGAACCCAGGCUGUACUUUUAUUUGCUGUUACAAAAGUCAAGUGAAUUAAGCACAUAUUUUAAAGUUGAGAUCAAAGAUCCCCUUUGGCAUCAUGUUAUAAACCUGCUUAUUUAAUAGAUCUAUGCCAUUUGUUGCCAAGUACAGGCUAGGAAAUCAUGAUCAAGAUGGGGUCACUGGUAUGCAAGCAGCUCAGAUCUGAAUUUAACUCUACUAACUUGGUCAGGGUUUCCUAUCCUUUCUGUUCACAUCAUCUUACUGUACCAUAAUGCCACGGAUGGGCAGGGCUUUUCCUCUGUUGUGUUUUGUUUGAAUGGGUGCCUGACAGCAGCUACGUCUUAAAACCUGCUGGUGGGUUAAAGGUCUCUUCUUUCCACAUUCAUGUAAAACCCCCACUCACAGGAGCAAGAGUUAUUAAAAAAAAAAGGGAAAAUUGAGCAGAGAUCUAGAAAGAUAAAUAUACUCAGCAGGUGAUGAUGAUGAAAAUUGCUAAGGUGAUUUCAGAGAGCACCCUCAUAGCAGCCACUUUUAGAGAGCAUAGGCAAUUGGAUUACUGUACCACCCUGAAAACAUAUCACCAUAUUUUUUAUGGCAUAAAUUUCACCACUACAUACCUUGUACUGAACUUAGGUGUCUACGAAGGCUAAGAACCACUAUGUCAACAGUAGAGCACGGACCUAAAAACUGCAUUUUUGGCCUUUAAAGUUAAGUGGCCAGAAAAAAAAAUUAACUGCUUUUUUAGAUUGAAACAGACACCUCAAAGGAGGAAAAAUAGAAGCGAGGUGGGGAAAUGUUUACAUUUUUUUUUUUCAGAAAUAAAACUUUCUGAGCAUUUUGUUAUCAGAUCUUUAAAACAGGGAGCUAAGGUACACACUCUAACUUAUACAUGUUUGUAGAGCUUGUCAUGUAAGAUUAGGGUGCAUGCCUAUAGUGAACACAUUAUUUUACCUGACAGAAGCCUGCUUCUAAUGCAGAAGCAACAGCGGCAUGAGGCUCCCAGAGAGGGGGAGCAUCAAAGUCGCUUGCUUGGUCUGCUUACCAGUGUUGUGUUUGUAGUUCUGUAAGGAGAACUGCUUUUUAACAUUGGGACUUGGAAUAGUCCAAGGAAUUAAAAAAAAAAAAGGAAUGAAUUUUCCCCAGGGAAAGCAUGUCAGGAAAAUAAUGAACACUUUCUACCUCUGUUUCAGCUUUUUGAAACACUUAUUUUAAAACCAAACUUUCAUUUCUGUGUCCAAACUGAGUUAGAGACAUUUGUUCUUCCAUAUGAAAUAGGCAUGUUGCCUGUUUCCUGCUGAACUCCUAGAAUGAUUGUGCUCACUGACAUUCUGCAUGUGGCCUUUGGUGACUCAGGAAUUAGUGGUUGCCUAGCAACUCACUAACUUCCAAAACCUCAUCUUCCUCCCUCCCCCCAGAAAGAAAUUAGGGAAAAGAAGAAAAAAAAA
Molecule: messenger RNA, 3741 nt
Organism: Phascolarctos cinereus (koala)
Lineage: Eukaryota; Metazoa; Chordata; Mammalia; Diprotodontia; Phascolarctidae
Gene: KLF9
Product: KLF transcription factor 9
Biological process (GO): regulation of transcription by RNA polymerase II
Molecular function (GO): DNA-binding transcription factor activity, RNA polymerase II-specific; RNA polymerase II cis-regulatory region sequence-specific DNA binding
Source: RefSeq, a predicted model, not a curated record